AUGCGCGAAUUCUUAUUGGCACGACUUUUAUUUGCUUUCUAUUUGUCAGUAUCUGACUUAAUUUUUACAGUCGAUGUAUGGCUUUUAUGGUUAGUCUUGAAUGAGAAUGAAUUUUCUCUUCCCUUAUCUUUACAACCUUUGCUAUUAUUUCCAUUUUUACCAUUUUUAUUAAUAUCAUCAUCAUUAAUAUUUAUUUCAUCUAACAAGGCAUCAGAUGAUUGGGCCCUUUUAAGACAUCCUAGUCUUUCUUCAAGCAAG
Messenger RNA from Scutellospora calospora, 258 nucleotides. Lineage: Eukaryota; Fungi; Glomeromycota; Glomeromycetes; Diversisporales; Gigasporaceae. The record is from the annotation of a GenBank genome assembly.